This is a messenger RNA of Arabidopsis thaliana (thale cress), 2841 nucleotides long. RefSeq names its product basic helix-loop-helix (bHLH) DNA-binding superfamily protein. The record is from RefSeq and is marked reviewed. Bases 355 to 1020 code for a protein of 221 amino acids. Gene Ontology annotation, biological process: regulation of DNA-templated transcription. NCBI's taxonomy places the organism in Eukaryota, Viridiplantae, Streptophyta, Magnoliopsida, Brassicales, Brassicaceae. The transcript has 2 exons. Gene Ontology annotation, cellular component: nucleus. Gene Ontology annotation, molecular function: transcription cis-regulatory region binding; protein dimerization activity.
ACUUAUCAAUUCCACUAGUGUUGAGAAUGAAAUUAUUUGUUUCUUGGUGGUAUUCACGAAUUCUCUUUAUCAUGCAUUACAAAUGCCACUUUCGUAUCUGGCUAAAACAACAAAUACUAAAAAACAAAUUGACAAAACGACGCCGCUUAUUAACUGCUACAUCUAAAACGGGGCCGUUUGUUAACUGCUACGUCUCGUGAUAGUUGAUACCUCUCUCCCUUUAUAUAUCUUCCUCUUCUUCUCCCUUCCAUUAUUCUCCACAAUUUCAUAACUUUCUUCCGCUCAACUUCAGAUAAAUUCGGAUUCUGUAGCUCUUUCAAUACGACUGCGGAGAUCAGAGCCAAUUAUUUGGUUAUGGCGUCUCUGAUCUCAGAUAUUGAACCGCCGACGAGUACUACUUCAGAUCUCGUUCGGAGAAAGAAGAGAUCCUCUGCUUCAUCCGCCGCAUCGUCUCGUUCAAGCGCAUCUUCCGUCUCCGGUGAGAUUCACGCGCGAUGGCGAUCGGAGAAGCAACAACGGAUCUACUCAGCCAAACUGUUCCAAGCGCUCCAACAAGUCCGCCUCAACUCUUCCGCCUCAACAUCAUCAUCUCCAACGGCUCAGAAACGAGGAAAGGCCGUCCGUGAAGCCGCCGAUCGAGCUCUUGCCGUUUCCGCUCGGGGAAGAACACUCUGGAGCAGAGCGAUCUUAGCUAAUCGGAUCAAACUGAAAUUUCGUAAACAGAGACGUCCUCGAGCUACGAUGGCGAUUCCGGCCAUGACUACGGUGGUUAGUAGCAGCAGCAACAGAUCGAGAAAACGGAGAGUGUCGGUGUUGAGAUUGAAUAAGAAGAGUAUACCGGAUGUUAACCGGAAAGUACGUGUUCUAGGCCGGUUAGUUCCCGGUUGCGGUAAACAAUCCGUACCGGUGAUUCUAGAAGAAGCAACUGAUUAUAUUCAGGCUCUGGAGAUGCAAGUGAGAGCCAUGAACUCUUUAGUUCAGCUUCUCUCCUCCUACGGCUCAGCUCCUCCACCGAUUUGAUGAGGUUAAAAUCGUCUUUUUAAUUCUACCAUCUCUCGAUCUUUCACAGCUUAUGUGUAUAUAGAAGAUUCGGUUUGAUUAUAAUCUGUAACUACUCUUCCCAACCGCUGAUUCUUCUCUGCUACAAGUAAAAGUAAAUUUUGAACCGAGUCUUCCCAUUUUUACGAUCCUCAAGUCUAAAUUAAGUAUAUGAUUGAUUAAUAAAGUCUUUACCAUUAGGGUUCAAAUCGUAGUUGGAUUAUUUGAUUUAGAUUGAUGAAUUCGUUGUUGAUCAAAAAAAAAAUAAGAUUGAUGAAUUCGUUAUUGGAGUUAGUGGGAAAAUGGGUUCCUCUUUUAACCUCAUAGUAUGUGAUAACUAAACCAAUAUGGAACUUUUGAUGUACUUUUAGUUCAUUCAAUAUGGCUUUGUACUAUAUCAUCUUAUGUACUAUAUGAAAUUUCAACAUGAAAUAGAUUUGUACUGCAAUAAAGUGGAAAGAAAAUAAUUUCCCAUUUAGAAUUUUAAAAUACAUUAUAGUAGAUGUAGGAAGAUAAUGGGUUAACUUUAGUUUUGAUUAUGGUAGCAUGUGAUGAUGCAUUAGAGAAUGAAUGGAAUGAUACAUUCAAAUUCAUUGAAUUGAAUGAUGACUGAUGAGAUUGAUCUGUCACUCAAUCAUCUACUCGCUUUAUUGCCCCUCCUUUGAAUCCCAUUUUUGAUACUUAUAGGUUGUUUGUCUUCUUUUUCUUUUCUUUUCCUUAUUUCACAAGAAAUAUAAAGGAAAAAAAGAAGAAAAAAGAUUAAAUUAGCUAAUAAUUCCCUGUUACUAAAUAAGUUUUCUCAAACACUAAUCUGCAGUUCUGCACGUACUGUAUAUCCUUCAAUAUUCAUCACGAAGCAAAACUGAAUAACCUGUAGUUAAAAUUGACUUAACAGGAGUUUGAUUCAUUAGCUUAAUUAAUAUACGAAUUUCUGUGAUAGGGAUAUGAUUUAAGAACACUGGAGUAUGACUAGGCGACAACAAGAGACAAGUGACGACAAAAGCAAAAAAUAUUUAAAACAUAGAGAGAAGUGACCUUAAAAGUAUGAGGAGGCACAUGGGAGUGGCCAUGCCUUUGUCCUCUUGUUUCUUUUUAAGCCUUCUCUUAUUAACUUGCACGACAACUCUUUUCAUCACAUAUUUCAUAAGUUAUAUUAUUAUUGCCAAAAGGGACAAACUAUUAGAGAAAAUAAACCGCAACAUUGUAGAAGAUUGGAUUAAAACUCGCCAACACACUAUUAGAGAAACUUGCCCAGAUAAAAUUAUGUCCAUGUCGAACACAGUUAUAACCAAGGAGCCUAAUUCCCAAAAAAUGAUUUUUAUAUUUGGAAACCAUCCAUUGCAGAUACUCCUGGAGGUUUCUCCUAGUCUUCAGUGCCGAAGAUUUCACGACAAAAGAAGACUUGAAAAUCUCGAUACUCUUUUGCGGAACUUUCCCACCGCGACACAAAGAGAUCACUCCACAGAGAUAUGAGGCAGCUUUGAGUCCUUUAGACGCGGCUUUUGCAAACAUUCGAUCCCUUUCUCUUCAUCAACAAUAUUACUGAAUAGCUUUAGUUAUAGGUCAUCGUUUGCGGUUUUGAUUUCGUCGAGGCAGACGUGUUCGAGAACUUGAGGGUCGUUGCAGAGAUUAUGUAAUGAUUUGCAUACGAGGCUGAAGUUGAACAAGCUUGAGUGAAGAAAGAGCCACGCGUGGCAAGAUCUCCUUCACAACCACUUCUUCUGGGAGAGACUCCAUUUUAUAGUGAUUUGAGAAAUGAUAUUUUAAUUUAGGGUUUCAACUUAGACGUUUGCUUAUUAAAUU